Ostertagia ostertagi is the source of this 387-nucleotide messenger RNA. NCBI's taxonomy places the organism in Eukaryota, Metazoa, Nematoda, Chromadorea, Rhabditida, Trichostrongylidae. The record is from the annotation of a GenBank genome assembly.
AUGGAGUAUGACACCGCCACGGAUGGCAAGCAGCCAAUUUCAGCUGCUGCAGCUGCUGCAGCAGCGGCAGUCGGCGCCGACAUUUUGUCGCCAUCGCUCGCCACACCCGACGAUUCGCUACGACCGUUUAUGGAAGCGGUGACGUUAGCCGCUGUGCUGCUGUUGCUGAUUCUGUUCUGUGUUAUCGGUAAUCUGUUCGUUAUCAUCGCUAUCGCCUGUGAACGUGAUCUACGCGGACGACCACAGUACUAUCUGAUAUUCUCGCUCGCGGUCGCCGAUCUCAUAGUGAGUUUAUACUUUGAUAUUUGUCGCUCGAUUGUCGCUGUGUGUUUCGCUGAUGUCGCUCAGAUUCGAUGCUUUAUAAUAAUCAUAAGGUUUUUGAAAUAA